CAAGGUGAGAAAAAGGAGAACCCCAUGAGGGAGCUACGUAUCCGCAAGCUCUGCCUGAACAUUUGCGUGGGCGAGAGCGGUGACAGGCUGACCCGAGCCGCCAAAGUGCUGGAGCAGCUCACGGGACAGACUCCCGUUUUCUCAAAGGCUCGCUACACCGUGCGAUCGUUCGGCAUUCGCAGAAAUGAGAAGAUUGCCGUCCACUGCACCGUCCGCGGCGCCAAAGCCGAGGAGAUCCUGGAGAAAGGACUUAAGGUGCGCGAGUACGAGUUGAGAAAGAACAAUUUCUCCGACACGGGAAACUUCGGCUUCGGCAUCCAGGAGCACAUCGACCUGGGCAUCAAGUACGACCCCAGCAUCGGUAUCUACGGACUGGACUUCUACGUGGUUUUGGGACGGCCCGGUUUCAGCAUCGCCGACAAGAAGCGGAAACGCGGCCGCAUCGGUUUCAGGCACCGCAUCCGCAAAGAGGAGUCCAUGCGCUGGUUCCAGCAGAAGUACGAUGGCAUCAUCCUCCCCGGAAAGUAA
Molecule: messenger RNA, 528 nt
Organism: Nerophis lumbriciformis (worm pipefish)
Lineage: Eukaryota; Metazoa; Chordata; Actinopteri; Syngnathiformes; Syngnathidae
Source: RefSeq, a predicted model, not a curated record